This is a messenger RNA of Talaromyces stipitatus ATCC 10500, 1256 nucleotides long. RefSeq lists its product as uncharacterized. The transcript is spliced from 4 exons. Lineage: Eukaryota; Fungi; Ascomycota; Eurotiomycetes; Eurotiales; Trichocomaceae. Bases 222 to 1214 code for a protein of 330 amino acids. The record is from RefSeq and is a predicted model, not a curated record.
AGACUACUAUCAGAUUAUCAAAAUAUCUACAGAAUGAACAAGAUGCGGACUUCCAUCAUUUGUAACAAUUUAUUACCGGAAAAGUUCCAUCGAGGCUUCCCUGUUUCAUCUUUGUGCUCUGCUGCUACUGUGUGCUGGGCAGCACUAAAUUAAGUUUGUUUGUUGCAAUAUUAUCACUGCAGUAUUCAUUAGCAUUACGUUUAUGCUUAUGAUCCAUCACUAUGGUAUUGCAAAUCUCAAACAACUACUUACAAGAAACAUGCUUCAUUCUCGCUAUCGUGGGGAUUGCGCUCUCUAUCACAGCUACUGCGCUCCACUUUGUAGCUGUGCGCCGUGUUAAACACAGGCCUGGCUGGGAAGAUUUGUUCAGUGUCUUGGCUACUUUCUUUUUUGUUUUAUAUGUGAUACCGCUUCUAUAUCUCCUGUCAUUGAUGAAUGGCAAUAGCACAUGGACAGAUGAGGAAAUCGUCAAUAUUAAAAAGGCCGGGUAUGCCAUGGGACCUCAAUUCUGCAUGCAGCAGCUAUUUGCAAAACUAAGCAUCCUCUUCCUAUAUUAUCGCCUAUUUCAUGUCAACCAGCGAUUUCUUUACUGUGUUCAGUUUCUCGGCAUAUUUCAAACCGCUUGGUCAAUCGCCACCUAUAUAGCACACUAUCUCGAAUGCAUACCGCCCAGCAAGCUCUGGAAGCCGACAAUAGACGGCCACUGCAUCAACAGUGCAGCGUUUCUUGCCGGUGGCGAAACACCUAACUCUCUAGUUGACUUUGCCCUUAUUGCGCUAGCAAUUUGGAUGGUUCAAACAUUAAGAGUGAAGACCUCAGAGAAACUCAAAUUAUUUGUGAUAUUCAUGAUUGGUGGUUUAGCUGGCGUCCUUGGUUUUGUCAAGAUCGGCUAUGGUUUUAGUGCCGUAAGCAAAUCGAAAAUUGAGGUGCUCGAUCCUAUCUGGGCAACGGUUCAACAAACAUGCAGCGUCAUUUGCUGCUGUGCACCUUUUUACAAACCCUUGAUCCCUGAUUUCGGAGUAUUCAGAUACAUCAGUUCCGUAGUUUCGAAAAGUCGAAGUAGCAAGUCUGGAUCGAAUCCCCACCCAGACGAAAUGGAUAUAAAUCCGUUUUUCUGGGAGAGAAAUAGGAAACAUCAAUGCGAUGAUUGGAUCCAACUUGAUGGAAACAAUCCACAGAAGGGACUGUCAUCGCAUACACUCCCCCCGGUCUAGUCGGCGAACAUCGUGCCAUUAUUUGAUGUUUCUGCUGGGUAA